Molecule: messenger RNA, 696 nt
Organism: Staurois parvus
Lineage: Eukaryota; Metazoa; Chordata; Amphibia; Anura; Ranidae
Source: the annotation of a GenBank genome assembly
GGUCUCAGGCUCCCAGGCGGAGCGACAGGUCUCAGGCCCCCAGGCGGAGCGGCGGGCGCCGGACCCCCACGCGGAGCGGCGGGCGCCAGACCCCCAGGCGGAGCGGCGGGCGCCGGACCCCCAGGCGGAGCGACAGGUCUCGGGCCCCCAGGCGGAGCGGCGGGCACCGAGUCACCAGGCACGACAGUGGGCACCGAGUCGUCUGGCAAGCACCGAGUCGUCGCGACCGCGGGCACCGAGUCAACUGGCGGAACAGCGGGCAUCGAGUCAACAGGCGGAACAGCGGGCACCGAGUCGUCUGGCAAGACUGCGGGCACCGAGUCGUCUGGCAAGACUGCGGGCACCGAGUCGUCUGGCAAGACUGCGGGCACCGAGUCGUCUGGCAAGACUGAGGGCACUGAGUCGUCUGGCAAGACUGCGGGCACCAAGUCGUCUGGCAAGACUGCGGGCACCGAGUCGUCUGGCAAGACUGCGGGCACCGAUUCAUCUGGCAUUGGAUCGUCUGGCUCGACAGCGGGCAUCGGGUCACCAGGCAUCAGAUCAUUUGGCUCGCCAGCGGGCACCGCGUCAUCUGGCAAGGCAGUGGGCACCGAGUCACCAGGUACGACAGCGGGCUCUGAGUCAAUUGGCACGACAGCGGGCACCGGAUCAGAUAUCGGAUCAUCUGGAUCAACAGCGGGCAUCGAGUCAACUGGC